Neohortaea acidophila is the source of this 1452-nucleotide messenger RNA. RefSeq lists its product as uncharacterized. Bases 1 to 1452 code for a protein of 483 amino acids. The record is from RefSeq and is a predicted model, not a curated record. The transcript is spliced from 3 exons. NCBI's taxonomy places the organism in Eukaryota, Fungi, Ascomycota, Dothideomycetes, Mycosphaerellales, Teratosphaeriaceae. Gene Ontology annotation, molecular function: protein binding.
AUGGACACCACCUUCAUCUCCAUCCACAGCCUCGAGCACGAUGCGCGCAUUCUCUACACCUCCGACUCCAUCAUCGACAUCCUCGGCUACACCCCCGAUGAUGUCGUCAAUCGUUCGGCAUGGGAGUUCUUCCACGAAGAGGAGCUCCCUUACGUCCGCGAAUUCCACCGAAAGAGAGUGUCUCAAGACAAGGCGGCCGUGUUGGCGUACUGCAGCGUGAAGAAUGCCGAGGGACAGUGGAUUGGCUGCGAGUGCUGCUUCACCAUCGUUUACGACGUGAUGGUGGUGUGCACAAGUGUCUACAAGCGGAGCGUAAACAGCCAGAAACGAGCGCUGGAGGCACCUAUUGUGCGGCAAAUAUUCACAUCGUCGCCGGCAGACCCGCGCUACCACAUGUUGUCGCAUAUGUCGGCCAAAUUCGCGCAACCUGCCAAGUUUCAGCUCCACGAACCCCGUGCCGCGUUGUUUCUCAACCGCUUCACGAGAACGCUCACCAUCAUGUAUGCGACCAGUGGCAUUCAAGAAAUCCUUGGCAUCCCCUCCGCCAAUCUUCGCGGCCGGAGCUUCUAUUACUGCAUCGCGGAGAAUUGCCUUGCCGAUGCCAUCAAAUGUCUGGAGAGUGCGAAGAGCAACGAUUCCAUCGCAUACCUACGCUUCUGGUUUCGAGACCCUCGGCAAGAUGAUUCCUCUGCGCCCUCUAAUAACGACAGCGACGAGGAUAUGACCGAGAUUGAAGAGCUCACUGCCACCGAUACGAGCGUUGACGACGAGUCAACAGCGCGGGGCAGCGAAGGCUCGCCUCCAAGCGAGAGUCCGGCCGUCGGCCGAGCCCCAACCGCAAUGGAGGUGGAUGACGAGAUGUUGAAGCCCGAGUCGAGCAACUCCCCCGACGAAAGCAACAGAGACACCCACGAAGCAAUCUUUGGCGACACUCUACUCGCCGAAUCCUCAUCAUCCUCCAUGGCGGCAUCGCCAGAGAUCAACCCGCGCGGUUCAAGCGAGCCCGUCGAAUUAGAAGCCGUCAUCUCCUGCACCUCGGACGGCCUGGUGGUAUGUCUGCGCAAAGCAAGACCCAUGAUCCCCCAUCCGACCUCACAUCGUCCAUCUAAACCCGUCUACGCCGACGGCCUCUUCGCCGCCCCGUGGGCCAGCGAUCCCAUCAUCCCACCCAUCGAGUCCCGACCAGGCCAUGGCUUCGGCACUACCUUCGCCCCGUCUCUCAGCCCACAAGGCGCGCAGCACAACAACCUCUCCCCGACCCGAAGUCCGUUCGAUCACAGCGACUUCAUGGGCGCCAUUCGCGAUCAAGCCAUCUUUGCCUGGGGUGUUACGGGCAUUAAUGGUGCCCUGGCGGAUGUUGGGGCGCGGGCAGCCCGUCGGCGCCGCUACGCCGGAGCAGGGCUAUCCGGUCUGGGCCAGCGAUCCGCAGCGCUUGGGCAAGGGUCUGCAUAG